Myiozetetes cayanensis is the source of this 2043-nucleotide messenger RNA. RefSeq names its product CUE domain containing 2 (gene CUEDC2). The record is from RefSeq and is a predicted model, not a curated record. Gene Ontology annotation, molecular function: ubiquitin binding. Lineage: Eukaryota; Metazoa; Chordata; Aves; Passeriformes; Tyrannidae. The coding region runs from base 427 to 1284 and encodes 285 amino acids. The transcript is spliced from 8 exons.
UUCGAGUGAUGUUGCAGGGGCCGCUGCUGGCCUUGCUACAGAAACUGUAGAUGUUGAAGAACAUCUCGACAUGUCAGUGAAUUUGAAGGCUGACAGGCACACUAUUCUCACAACCCAGUUAGCCUUCCACAGCGUACAUUUUAUUCCAAAGAAAAAAAAAUAAAGCUGUACCAUAUGCAUUGGAGAAAACGGUCCCAAGUGACAUAAAGAUACCAGAAUAUAGAAUGAUCCUGCUGUUCUCCUUCUCCAGCUAAUUCAGCUUUCUUUUCCCAUAAAGGGCUUCUUCGUUCAUGGCUUGGGCCAGGCACUCAUAGGAUGGACCAUCGACUCUCCUGCAGGCAUUGAAGUGACUUCACGAACACUGGCUGUGAGCCAAGGUCCUCACACAGGUGGCACAUCUUCUCAGAGAAAAAGGUUUAGUGAGACAUGGAGCUUGAAAGAAUCAUUCGAGACACACUGACACGCUUCAUCCAGUCCCACAUCCCCGCAGCAGAUCUCAGUGGGAUGGAUGAUGUUUUCUUCUCCUAUAUCACGGGUGUCCUGGAAGAGCUGGGCUCACCAGAGUCCUCUGAGGAGAUUUUUGACAUGGACACCUUUGUGGAAAUGAUGGAGGCAUAUAUCCCUGGAUUUGCAGAAAUCCACAGCGGGGAUGUUUGUGAAAUGAUGUUCUCCCUCUCAGAAAGGCUUGGCGAAGCUCGCAACAAAGAAAAACCUGGCCAAAAGGCUGUGGAAAGCAGGAAUGAAGCGCCCUCUGAAGACCUCACCAAGGGCCAGGAGCCUGGAGCUGGAGCCUGCAACGGGGAAAGGCUGUGCACUGUAACAGACGGAGCCAGGGCCCAGGAAAGCGAUGACUUGAAGGAUGGGUUGGAGCUGCUACUGGAGAUGUUCCCAGCCUGUACCGUGAGCCAGGCAGAGAAGGCUCUUGCCAUGGCCUUGGGGAACUUGGAGGAGGCAGUGCAGUUAAUUGUGGAGGAGAAGGUGGAAAUUGGCCCAGCAGGUGUGAGCGUGAAGGAACUGGCACGGCCCCGCAGAACACCCAACCACGAGGAACUAAAACAGGUUAUCCUGCAGAAAUACAUGAUGGUGGAUAGUGCAGAUGAUCAGAAAACACAUCGGCCAGCUCCACCUAAAGAGGUAAGCACAGCAGUCCCAGCUCACCAGCAGUUUGAAUGUCCUUUGUUACAAGGUUUAAAAAAAUCAGGGUGCAAGUCCAAAAAGCAAGAGGGCAGCCAAAGGCAGGACCAUUCACAGAACCUCUUAUUCAAAGAGGGAAGAUUAGCUUAGCUAAGGUGCUGCAGGGUCUGUCAGUUCCUACCAUUCCUGACUACCAUGGCUCUUGCUCCCCCUCAUCAGAUAACAUCCUUUCCAAUUGUGGCCAAGAUUCCCAGCACAGAUGAUGCUAAAGCAGCACACCCACCAACCUACCUCCCAGAGUGAGCUCUGCUUCUGCUUGCCCCUUCCCUUUCUCAAGCAGUGUGGCUGUCCAUCCACUUGGUGUUAAUGUCUUUCCUCUCCAGGCUCCCAAGAAGUUGAUCCGCUAUAUUGAUAACCAGGUGGUAAGUACAAAAGGAGAGAGAUACAAAGACAUCAAGAAGCCUGAGAGUGAAGAGAUGAAAAGAACCUACAUCAGCCUAAAACCAGCCAGGAAAUACAAGUUCCACUGACAGCCAGGUUCUCCUGCUCUUCAGCCUUCCACCUCCCUGGCCAGGCAUGGCAGGAUGGACUGUGGUGCUAGGAAUGAAGGACUCCUCCACCUGCGGCUAACUUGAACUAACCUGGGAGCCAGGACACUGUUUUCAGCUUCCUCAGCUAACCUGGUUGACAAGGAGGAGAUUUCUCUCCUUGUGUAGCUAUCCCUCUGCCCCCAGGGGCACACUGCGGUGGCUCUCCGGGGCCUGGGCAUUCUCUGCUAUUCCUUGCAUGGGACAUUUUUAGAUCUGAGAUGUGGCUUGUGCUUUUGCAGCAACCUUUUUAACAAGUCUGUGUGCACUGUUGCUCUGAGUGCCAGUAUUAAUAAAGAUGAUGUGAGUUGGUGUGUAGUUC